AAUUAAAUAUGGCGGUACAAACAAUUUAGUUUGCUAUAUUUUGUCUGCGAACAACUCCGUGGAAAAAGUGCAAAAUGUAAUACUUUUCACAUGGUUACGUACUUAAAUUAAUAGUCAAUGGAGUCCCCCACUCCUUCUUUUCAUUCGAAAACCAAAGGGAAGAAUCCCAAGGUACCUAUCAGGUUUCUGCCACAGUUACCAGAGACCAGACAGAAGCCAAGAUGGCAAGAGAAUGCUCCAAUUUUCCAAUUAAGUUACAGUAAAAGUGAUGAAGAAAGACAAGGCUCAGCAUCAAAGAGAGGUCAUGCACGUAGCAAGACCUGGGAUAUUGGAGGUCAGAGUAGUAACAGUACAGGUUUAACCCACAUCUCUCCUGCUGGUUCAAAGAAACAGUCCGGGUCAACCUUACAACCAUCUCAUAAACGAGACAGGGAAGCAUUCAGAAGUUCAUUGGUGAAUAUUAUCAUGCAAAAUGAGCGUCCACCCAGUAGAUCAUCAACUGCUGAUGGAGAGCUUCCUCCAUUGUCUCGAACAGGUUCACCAACAGCUAUUGAGAAAGAUAUCCUGAGAUAUUAUUAUUAUAUCCACCAUGGCAUCGACACGGAACACGUGGCACCAAUGGAAGAUUCUUGGUUGAAACAUGUCCUUGAUCUUGUACCUCAAACCCUCAAGGAUGGUCUGGAGUUAAGUAUUGAGAAUCUUUCAGAUGAGAUGCGAGAGGAUUAUUUACUUAGCGUGAAAAAAGCUAUCGUCGAUUUCGUUCUCAAAGAUCCUCGUGAACAGGAAGACGAGAAAGUUGAUGACACACCAGAUUAUAAAAAAGAGCUUGCUCAAGUUCCUAAACCAUGGAACAAGUCGUAUUUAUCAGCAAGACUUGCCAUGGAACAUGAUCUGUUCGUGACCAAUGCAACAAUGUCUGGUGUUCUUGAUUUAUGGUACAAAUCUUUCGGGUCUUUGCGACUUGUUGAUAUUCAAGAUAUCAAGAGACGUCCAGAAGCUUUGGAGCUUGCUGUUUUUCAGAAUAUUGUGAUGAAGCAUAUCGAACUUGCAAGAGAAACCUUGAUCAAGAAAUGGUUUCCAGAAGUUCAGAAUAUUUACUAUCAAGGAAACAAGCGUAAACUCGUUCCCAGUAAUCAGAAUUCUCGUCGUCUCGAAGCAUUCUUCACCGCAGCCUCGGUUCUGAUGACAAAUCAAUUGCAGAGUCUUGCUUUGCUUUCAAUACACGAUUAUACAAGCCUCUUCUGCCCCCCUCAGGAUUCAACAAACGUCUUGGAACAUCCAGGUUUUGUGAUGAGGCUGGUUAUCGAUGGUGAUUCAAUCAAAUUUGAACCUGACUUUAAAGAUUUCGAAAUCGUUCUUAUCAAUGUUUAUGAUGUCAUGUUGAAAGCUGUUACGAUUGUUCCCAGAGUUGAAACAAAAUUAUAUUCAGAAUGGACUGGCAAUAAAAAAGCUACGUUAAAGCCUGUCAUUCUGGAGGAAAUCCUUGAAGACGUGAAAGCAAAGGUUCGCGCUGUAGUUGAUCAAGAAAUGGCGGGUCCUCAAGAACACGUCAAGAAAUAUGAUAAAUAUUCUGACUUGGUGACCAAGAAAGCUGAUGCUGAUGUUGAGAGAUUUCUACUGGAAGGUCAUGAUUUUGACCGCUUUGCUGUGGAAGUUGGAAAAUAUGCCAAAUUAAUUGAUGAAAUCACGUACAAUUCUCAGAAGAUCAUCCAAGUUGGAAUGUUUGAAUUGCAUUGCGAUGAAUUGAUUCGUGGUUUAGCAAAACGAGCUGACAGUUUGAGAAGUAAAUUGUUGCAAAGAAUGAUCAAAGAUCAUCAAGUAUUGAACAAAAGAUUAUGUGAUGAGUAUGAGAAGAUCGCUGAGAAAGCGCUGACUUCUCCUGCCAAUACUGAACAUCUGAUGGAGCUCAUGAAAUUCGUUGAGAAAGUCGAGAAUGAGACGAUAUUUGAAUUGGAAGAACGGUUGACUGAAGCUAAAAAUAGACUCGUAUUUUUGGUCGACUAUGCGUCGUUUUCUCCAGCAGACAUGCGCAUGAACAACAAUGUAUUUCAGUGGCAUUUCAGAAUGCCUGAAGUUUUUGAAGAGCACAAACAAAUUACAAAUGCAAAUCGUGUUCAGUACGAGAAUAGCUUGAAGAUGCGAAGAGAAAGAUUUGUGGAGGAAUUGGAUGGAUACAGUAAACAGUUAGAGGAGUUCCAGACGUUUGGAGAUAUAUCUGAAGUUGGCAGAUACGUAAAGAAAGCUCAGGCCUUGCACGCGAGACUAGAGACCGCAGCUGAUAAGGUGCAAUCGUUCAAUGACGAGGAAGAAGCGUUUGGUUGGGAGGUGACUUCUUAUCCUCAGAGACAACAACUUAUGACCACCCUCACUCCGUUUCAUAAACUCUAUGAAACCACUGUGGAAUUUCAAAAUAAAUACAAGGAUUGGAUGGAAGGUCCCUGGGGAUCCAUCGAUCCAGACGUGGUAGAUCAAGAAACUGGUAAUUUCUGGCGCAGUUUGUACAAGCUUGAGAAGCAAUUCAAUGACGUACCCAAAGCACAGUCUAUUGCUGUUAACAUGAAAGCGAAAGUGGAUGAGUUCAAAGGUCACAUGCCAUUGGUUCAAGUUGUAUUUAAUCCGGGUCUACGUGAACGUCAUUGGUUACAGAUGAGCGAUAUCAUUGGCUACACAAUCAGAGCUGACGAAGACAUGAAUCUCGCCAAGAUGGUCGACAUGAAGCUUGAGCCAUAUUUGGCAAAGUUUGAAGGAAUUAGCGAGGCAGCAAGCAAGGAAUUCUCGCUGGAGAAAGCCAUGGAGAAAAUGAUGCAUGAAUGGGACGACAUGAUUUUCAAUUUUAUUCCAUACCGUGAAACUGGAACACACAUUCUCUCUGCCAUUGAUGAGAUCCAGACAUUACUGGAUGAUCAGAUUGUUAAAACACAAACAAUGAGAGGAUCGCCGUUCAUCAAACCAUUUGAAACAGAAAUUAAGGAAUGGGAAGCAAAAUUAAUGUUGCUUCAAGAAAUUCUCGAUGAAUGGCUGAAGGUUCAAGCAACGUGGCUGUAUUUAGAACCAAUCUUUAGUUCACCUGAUAUCAUGGCGCAAAUGCCUGAGGAAGGAAGACGAUUCACAACAGUUGAUAAACAUUGGAGAGAACUCAUGAAACAAGCGUUACAGGAUACUCACGUAUUAGCCGUGACAAAUAUUGAAAAGAUGUUGGAGAAGUUAAAGAAAUCAAACGAGCUGUUAGAACUUAUAUUGAAGGGUUUGAACGAAUAUCUGGAGAAGAAACGUUUGUACUUUCCUCGCUUUUUCUUUCUAUCAAAUGAUGAGUUACUUGAGAUCUUAUCAGAAACUAAAGAUCCUACGAGAGUACAGCCUCACUUGAAGAAGUGCUUCGAGGGUAUUGCAAACCUGGAGUUCACAGAUGUUCUUGAUAUAACUCACUUGAAGAGUUCUGAGGGUGAAGUCGUUGAACUGAAGGAUGUCAUCUCUACAGCCAAAGCCAGAGGUCAGGUCGAGAAAUGGCUGUUGGAACUUCAAGAAGAUAUGUUGACGAGUGUGAAGAAGGUGAUCAUGGAGUCAAUUGAAGCGUACAACAAGACAGAGCGUGUCGUAUGGGUCAGAGAAUGGAUGGGACAAGCAGUCCUUUGUGUGAGUCAAUAUUAUUGGACAGCUGAGAUACACAAGGCAAUUAAAGGUGGUCCAAAGGCCUUGAAUGAUUAUCUUCAAUUAAACAACCAUCAAAUCGAUGAUAUUGUCGCUCUUGUUCGAGGCAAGCUUUCCAAACAGAACCGCGCCACAUUGGGUGCCUUGGUGGUAUUGGACGUUCACGCGAGAGAUGUGUUGGCACAGCUUGCUAAUGAUGGCGUUGAGAAUGAAAACGAUUUCAACUGGCUUGCGCAACUUCGUUAUUAUAUUGAGGAAGGUAACAUCACAACUCGUAUGAUCAGCGCUCAGCUCAACUAUGGCUACGAAUAUCUCGGGAACUCCGGGCGUCUUGUGAUCACACCGUUGACUGAUCGAUGUUAUCGAACGUUAUUUGGAGCGUUGCAACUUCACUUGGGCGGAGCUCCUGAGGGUCCUGCAGGGACAGGAAAGACAGAGACUACAAAAGAUCUGGCCAAAGCUGUUGCUAAACAAUGCGUUGUUUUCAAUUGUUCGGAUGGAUUGGAUUAUAUCGCUUUGGGAAAAUUCUUCAAGGGUCUCGCGUCUUGUGGGGCGUGGUCAUGUUUUGAUGAAUUCAAUCGUAUUGAUCUUGAAGUACUUUCUGUGGUGGCUCAACAGAUUUUGACCAUUCAAAUGGGUAUCAAUUCUGGUAAUGACACGUUGCUGUUUGAAGGAACUGAAAUUAAACUCGACCCAUCAUGCGCUGUUUUCAUCACCAUGAAUCCAGGUUAUGCUGGAAGAUCAGAGCUGCCAGAUAAUUUAAAGGCAUUGUUUCGUAGUGUUGCUAUGAUGGUUCCUGACUAUGCAUUGAUUGCGGAGAUAUCUCUAUAUUCAUACGGCUUUGUCAAUGCAAGACCUCUCGCCGUAAAGAUUGUCACAACCUACACAUUGUGUUCUGAACAACUGUCAUCACAACAUCAUUAUGACUAUGGUAUGAGAGCUGUCAAGUCUGUUUUAACAGCCGCUGGAAAUCUGAAGCUGAAAUACCCGGAUGAGAACGAGGAAAUCCUGAUGUUAAGAUCAAUCAACGAUGUCAACUUGCCAAAGUUUUUGUCCCAUGACUUACCACUGUUCGAGGGCAUUACAUCAGAUCUGUUUCCUGGUGUUAAACUUCCUGAGCCUGACUAUACCACGCUCGCUGCUGCCAUUAAAGAGAAUUGCAAGGAAAUGAAUCUUCAAGUGACUGAUGUCUUCCAAACAAAAAUACUUCAGAUUUAUGAAAUGAUGAUUGUUCGUCAUGGUUUCAUGAUUGUUGGGGAGCCAUUCGGUGGAAAAACGAUGGCAUAUAGAGUACUCGCUAAAUCUUUAACUGAUAUUGCAGAAAAGGGUCUAAUGGAUGAAAACAAAGUCCAGAUUGUUGUUAUAAAUCCCAAAUCAAUCACGAUGGGUCAACUUUACGGUCAGUUUGAUCCAGUGUCUCAUGAAUGGUCUGAUGGAGUGUUGGCUGUCAACUACAGAGCGUUUGCCACAUCACCUACUGCAGAUCGUAAGUGGCUCAUCUUCGAUGGUCCCGUCGACGCAGUGUGGAUUGAAAAUAUGAACACUGUACUGGAUGACAACAAGAAGUUGUGUUUAAACAGUGGUGAAAUUAUACAGUUGGCGUCCACGACGAAUUUGAUGUUUGAACCUAUGGAUUUAGAAGUUGCUUCGCCUGCUACUGUGAGUCGUUGUGGUAUGAUUUACAUGGAACCAGAAAUGUUGGGAUGGAGACCAUUGUUGUUAUCAUGGUUAAAUACAUUACCCAAGACUUUGAAAGAAGAUAAUAAAGAACUGAUACGAGAUCUGUUUGACAGAAUGGAGACAGCACUGCUGCAGUUUGUGCGAAAAGGAGGUCAUAAGGAAUUAUCUCCCACAAACGAUGCUAAUCUCGUUUACUCUCACAUGAGUUUGAUGGAGACGUUGAUGGAUGAAUUCCAAGAUGAAGAAGAAUUUAAAAAACUAAACGAACGUGAAGUCACAGCUUGGCUCGAGUGUAUUUAUCUGUUUGCUGCUGUUUGGUCGUUGGGCGCGACAAUACCAGCUGAUGGACGAAAGGCGUUUGAUGCAGUGUUUCGAGAAAUCAUCGAUGGUGCUCUAUCAUUGGAGACAAAAGGAAAAUAUCACAUCAUUGCGAUCGUUGAUCCUCCACCAAGGCCGUUCUUGUGUCCUUUCCCUCACAAGGGAAUGGUUUAUGACUAUCGUUUCAUCAAAGAGGGAAUGGGUAAGUGGGAGAUGUGGACAGACGAGAUCAAGGAUGCCCCACCAAUUCCAAAGGAAAUGAUGUUUAACGAAAUCAUCGUACCAACCGUGGAUACCGUCAGAUAUACAUUUCUUAUGAAUCAACUUGUCUCUCAUCAAAAACCAUGUCUGUUUGUUGGUCCAACUGGCACAGGAAAGUCUGUGUACAUCACGAACUUUUUGUUGAACAAUCUUUCUAAAGAGAAAUACAAGCCUCUGCUGAUUAAUUUCUCGGCUCAGACAACUGCUAAACAAACUCAGGACAUAAUCAUGUCAAAAUUAGACAAAAGAAGAAAAGGAGUGUUUGGUCCACCGCUGGGAAAGAAGACGGUUAUAUUUAUCGAUGAUUUGAACAUGCCAGCACGUGAAGUCUAUGGUGCUCAACCGCCUAUUGAACUCAUACGACAGUGGCUUGAUCAUUGGAACUGGUACGACCUUAAGGACACCACUCCCAUACAUCUGGUGGACAUUCAAAUAAUCGCUGCCAUGGGUCCUCCUGGAGGUGGCCGGAAUCCGGUAACCCCUCGAUUCCUACGUCAUUUCAAUACCAUAACCAUUACAAUGUUUGAUGACGUAACCAUGUUGAAGAUAUUUGGCCGAGUAAUGGACUGGCAUCUAACCACAAAAGGGUUCACUCGUGAUUUUCUUCCUGUUGGUGAGGCUAUUGUGAAUGCAACUCUGUCAGUCUACAAGAAUGCCAUGUCUAACUUAUUGCCAACGCCUGCGAAAUCACACUAUCUCUUCAAUCUCAGGGAUUUCGCUCGGGUUGUACAGGGUGUUCUGUUAUCAACGCCUACGACCACCCCAGAUCAUAACACACUAAAGCGGCUGUGGGUUCAUGAGGUAUUUCGCGUGUAUUAUGAUCGUCUGGUAGACAACGCAGAUUGUUCUUGGUUAUUUGAUUUCACGAAAGACGAGACGAAGAGAAGUUUGGGCGUUGAAUUCAACUCCUUGUUCGAACACUUGGAUGUGAAAGCAACGGGAACGGUCACUGAAGACAAUCUUCGUAGUUUGAUCUGUUGUGAUUUCGCUGACCCGAAGAAUGACAGCAAACCGUAUGUUGAGGUCGCUAAUCUGGAUAAUCUUCGAAAAGUUGUUGAAGGAUAUUUGGACGAAUUUAAUAAUAUGAGCAAAAAGCCUAUGAACUUGGUUUUGUUCAGAUUUGCGAUCGAACACGUCUCUCGUAUCUCCCGUGUCUUAAAACAACCGCGUGGCCACGCCCUGUUGGUUGGUGUUGGUGGCUCAGGUCGUCAAAGUUUGACAAGAUUAGCAGCGCAUAUGGCCGAUUACGAACUCUUUCAGGUUGAGAUCGGAAAGGGAUACACCUCGGUUGAAUGGCGAGAAGAUUUGAAGGUUAUUUUACGAAAAACAGCCGAAGGUGAACAGCCUGGGGUGUUCCUAUUUACAGACACACAGAUUAAAGAAGAAUCCUUCUUGGAAGAUAUCAACAAUUUGUUGAACGCAGGAGAAGUUCCAAAUUUAUUCGCCCUGGAUGAGAAACAGGAAAUUUGUGAGAAGAUGCGUGCUUUUGACAGACAACGGGAGAAGUCCAAACAAACAGAUGGCUCACCUGUGGCAUUAUUUAAUUUCUUUAUCGAACGUGUUCGUAACCAACUUCAUAUUGUCCUCGCUAUGAGCCCUAUUGGUGAUGCUUUCCGGACGAGAUUACGAAAGUUUCCAUCACUCGUCAACUGCUGUACGAUAGACUGGUUUCAGUCCUGGCCAGCAGACGCACUGCAGGUUGUUGCCCAGCGGUUUCUUGCGGAGACAGAGAUGUCUUCUUCUGUCCGAGGUGGUUGUGUUUUGAUGUGUCAGGAAUUCCACACUGGAACACGUGAUCUGUCCAUGAAAUUCCUCAAUGAACUAAAACGUCAUAAUUACGUCACACCGACUUCAUAUCUGGAAUUAAUCAACACCUUCAAGGUUUUGUUGCAAAAGAAACAAGGAGAGGUCACGCAAGCGAAAAACAGAUACGAAGUUGGUCUACAAAAAUUGAAGACGGCUGCUUCAGAGGUUUCAGUGAUGCAACGAGAACUGGAAGAACUCCAACCUCAGCUUGUUGUUGCCGGUAAAGAAGUUGACGAGAUGAUGAUUGUGAUUAAGAAAGAAUCUGCUGAAGUUGCCGAGACUGAGAAGAUUGUAAAAGCCGACGAGGCGGUUGCCAACGAGCAAGCCAGAGCUGCCCAGGCAAUCAAGGAUGAAUGUGAUCAUGAUCUUGGAGAAGCAUUGCCCAUCUUGGAAGGUGCCUUAGCUGCCCUCAAUACUCUGACAAAUCAAGAUAUUACUAUUGUCAAGACGAUGAAAAGUCCUCCAUAUGGAGUCAAGAUUGUCAUGGAAGCUAUUUGUGUAUUGAAAGGCGUCAAACCUGACAGAAUACCUGAUCCCUCUGGUUCAGGUAAGAAGAUUGAAGAUUUCUGGGGUCCAUCGAAGAAAAUUCUCGGUGACAUGAACUUUUUGAAAAGCUUGCACACUUAUGAUAAGGAUAAUAUCAAUCCAGCUAUAAUAAAAACCAUUCGUCAAAAGUACACAUCGAAUUCCGAAUUUGAUCCAGAAAAGAUUAAGACUGCAUCAACCGCUGCUGAAGGACUGUGUAAAUGGGUGAUAGCUAUGGAUCAGUAUGAUAAAGUUGCACGUGUCGUCGCACCGAAGAAAGAAGCUCUAGCAGCAGCCGAGGCAGAACUUGCUGUAGCGAUGGAGGGUUUAGAAAAGAAACGUGCUGUCCUUCGGGAAGUCCAGGAGAAACUUGCCAGACUUCAGGAGAAGUUUGAAGCGAACGUGAAACGAAAGGGUGAACUGGAACAUCAGGUUGACAUGUGCUCCAAGAAACUAGAGCGUGCAGAGAAAUUGAUCAGCGGUCUGGGUGGUGAGAAGACAAGAUGGACAAGUGCUGCAGAGGAACUAGGAAUAUUGUUUAAAAACUUGGUCGGAGAUGUUCUUAUUUCAUCAGCUGUCGUUGCAUAUCUUGGUGCUUUUACAUCGGCAUUUAGACAGGACCAAAUCAAGCAAUGGCAGAAGCAGUGUGUUGAAAAUGGUAUCCCAUGUUCGAAAGAUUUCUCUGUCACAGGAACAUUUGGUGAUCCUGUGAAAAUUCGAGAUUGGAAUAUCUGGGGUUUACCAACAGACUCUUUCUCUGUCGAGAAUGGUAUUAUCAUUAGCAAUGCAAAUCGCUGGCCACUGUGUAUCGAUCCUCAAGGUCAGGCGAACAAGUGGAUCAAAAAUAUGGAGAAGAAAAACAACUUGCACGUGAUUAAGUUGACGGAUCAGGAUUAUGUAAGAACAUUGGAGAACUGUAUUCAAUUUGGGACACCUGUACUCUUAGAAAACGUGGGUGAAGAACUCGAUCCUGUCUUGGAACCUUUGCUACUGAAACAAACUUUCAAACAAGGCGGGAGUAUUUGCAUCAAGCUGGGAGACAGCGUCAUCGAGUAUUCGAAAGAUUUCAGGUUUUACAUGACCACCAAACUUCGCAAUCCACACUAUCUCCCAGAGACGUCAGUUAAAGUGACCUUACUGAACUUCAUGAUCACUCCAGAAGGUUUAGAGGAUCAGUUAUUGGGUAUUGUGGUUGCGCGAGAACGACCUGAACUGGAAGAAGAGAAGAAUGCUUUGAUCAUACAGAGUGCAGAAAACAAGAGGCAACUGAAAGAAAUUGAAGAUAAAAUUCUUUCUAUUUUGUCAUCGGAAGGAAAUAUUCUUGAAGAUGAGACGGCAAUCAAUGUUUUGUCUUCAUCAAAAGUGCUUGCAAAUGAGAUUUCAGAAAAACAGGCAAUCGCAGAUGAGACUGAAGAGAAGAUAGACAAGACGCGUAUGGGUUACGCCCCUAUUGCCGUUCAUUCAUCAAUCUUAUUCUUUUCCAUCGCUGACUUGGCGAAUAUUGAGCCAAUGUACCAAUACUCGCUAACAUGGUUCAUUAAUCUCUUCAUCAUGUCCAUUGAUAAUUCAGAGAAGAACGAUGUUGUUGAGAAAAGAUUGGAAAUCCUACGCGAGCAUUUUACAUAUUCACUUUACUGCAAUAUCUGCCGUUCAUUGUUUGAGAAAGACAAGUUGCUGUUCUCUCUGUUGCUUUGUGUUAAUCUGCUAAAAGGAAAGAAAGAAGUUGAGGAGGAGGAGUGGAAGUUUCUUUUAACUGGUGGCGUGGGUCUUGAUAAUCCUCAUGAAAAUCCGUGUAGUUGGUUGCCAGCAAGAUCUUGGGAUGAAAUGUGCAGACUGGAUGAUUUGAAGACCUUCAAAGGUUUCCACAGGAAAUUCAAAGGUCACGUUGAGGGAUGGAAAACAAUUUAUGACAGCAAUGAACCACAAAACGAGCCCUUACCUGGAGAAUGGGAUGAAAAACUCGACGAAUUUCACAAAUUGAUUGUUCUCAGAUGUCUCCGACCAGAUAAGGUAACACCAGCAGUUCAACAGUUUGUAAAAAUCAAACUUGACAAACGAUACAUUGAGCCACCGCCAUUUGAUCUUGCAAAAGCAUUUGCUGACUCAGCAUGUACAGCACCUCUGAUCUUCGUGUUGUCUCCUGGUUCAGAUCCAACGGCUGCUUUACUCAAGUUUGCUGAUGAUCAGGGAUUCAGUGGUUCAAAGUUGAGUUCUCUAUCACUCGGUCAAGGUCAAGGACCUAUCGCAAUGCGCAUGAUCGAGAAAGGAACAAAAGAAGGGACUUGGGUUGUUCUGCAGAAUUGUCAUCUGGCGACAUCAUGGAUGCCGACAUUAGAGAAAGUUUGCGAGGAAUUCAACCCUGAUACAACUCAUCCAGAUUUUCGUCUGUGGUUGACGAGUUACCCGAGUCCCAACUUUCCUGUUUCGGUUCUUCAAAAUGGCGUCAAGAUGACGAAUGAGCCUCCCAAAGGACUUCGGGCCAACAUUAUUCGCUCGUAUUUAAGCGAUCCAAUCUCCGACCCCGAGUUUUUCACGACCUGCAAGAAUCCGGGGCCAUUCAAAAAGCUGUUGUUUGGUUUAUGUUUCUUCCACGCACUCGUACAAGAAAGACGAACAUUCGGUCCUCUUGGCUGGAAUAUUCCGUACGAAUUCAACGAAACAGACCUUCGUAUCAGUGUCCGUCAACUUCACAUGUUUUUGGAUGACUAUAAGGACGUUCAGUAUGCAGCAUUGGCUUAUCUUACAGGAGAAUGUAAUUAUGGAGGUCGUGUAACAGACGAUAGGGACAGAAGAACAAUAUUAACUAUACUUGAUAAGUUUUAUUGCUCGGAUAUUCUUGAUCCCAGUUAUGCCUUCUCUGCCAGUGGAAAUUACUACGCCCCAAAAGAAGGAGAGUAUGAAUCAUAUCUGGAGUACACGCGUGGUCUUCCACAGAUAACCCACCCUGAAGCGUUUGGCAUGCAUGCAAACGCUGAUAUUUCCAAAGACCAACAAGAAACACAUCAACUCUUCACUAACAUACUCCUUACUCAGUCGCGAACCUCGUCAGGCGGAGGUAAAUCAGAUGAUGAAAUCAUUCAAUCUGUUGCUGCUGAUAUUCUUAGCAAGAUGCCUCCAGGUUUUGACACAGAAGCAGCGUUACGCAAAUAUCCAACAACCUACACACAGAGUAUGAAUACUGUGUUGGUCCAAGAAAUGGUUCGGUUUAACAGACUGACUGAAGUUGUUCGUAGUAGUUUAAGAAAUCUUCAGAAAGCUAUCAAGGGUCUUGUUGUCAUGUCGAGUGAACUAGAGGAAGUAGUCGAUAGUAUUUUGAAAGGUCGUAUUCCUGGUUUGUGGAUGAAGCGUUCAUAUCCAUCACUCAAACCUCUUGGAAGCUACGUCAGUGAUCUUGUUGCCAGACUCAAAUUCCUACAAGACUGGUACGAAGUCGAGGCGCCUCCAGUCUUUUGGAUAUCUGGUUUCUUCUUUACACAGGCUUUCCUGACAGGUUCAAAGCAGAAUUACGCGAGAAAAUAUACCAUUCCCAUUGAUUUAUUGACAUUCGAUUUCCAAGUUUUGGAUGAUAAAAAAUAUUCCGCUCCUCCAGAAGAUGGAGUCUAUGUCAACGGUCUGUUCAUGGAAGGUGCAAAGUGGGAUCGAGGAAAUAAAGUUAUUGGUGAAUCUAUUCCAAAGGUUUUGCAUGACACUAUGCCAGUGAUGUGGUUAAUACCUUGUAAAAAAGAUGAUAUUCAAAACGUCCCUCAUUAUCUUUGUCCUGUGUACAAGACUAGCGAAAGACGUGGUACACUAUCAACCACUGGUCACUCCACUAACUUUGUUAUGGACAUGCGCAUUCCCUCUGAUCAGCCGCCAUCCCAUUGGAUCAUGCGCGGUGUUGCCAUGUUGUGUCAGCUUGAUAAUUGAAUCCCAUUAUUUUUCUUACGUGUACCUAAAGCAUUCUUCUGUAAAUUAAUUUCUGUAAAUAUCGACACGGAAUCCUGCCUUGGGUUUUUGUUGUAUUUUUUG
This is a messenger RNA of Dendronephthya gigantea, 12246 nucleotides long. Its product is annotated as dynein heavy chain 7, axonemal-like. Gene Ontology annotation, biological process: microtubule-based movement. NCBI's taxonomy places the organism in Eukaryota, Metazoa, Cnidaria, Anthozoa, Malacalcyonacea, Nephtheidae. Gene Ontology annotation, molecular function: dynein light intermediate chain binding; minus-end-directed microtubule motor activity; ATP binding. Gene Ontology annotation, cellular component: dynein complex. The transcript has 92 exons. Bases 118 to 12144 code for a protein of 4008 amino acids. The record is from RefSeq and is a predicted model, not a curated record.